Lynx canadensis (Canada lynx) is the source of this 1173-nucleotide messenger RNA. RefSeq names its product terminal nucleotidyltransferase 5D (gene TENT5D). Bases 1 to 1173 code for a protein of 390 amino acids. The transcript has a single exon. Gene Ontology annotation, biological process: mRNA stabilization. The record is from RefSeq and is a predicted model, not a curated record. Gene Ontology annotation, molecular function: RNA binding; poly(A) RNA polymerase activity. NCBI's taxonomy places the organism in Eukaryota, Metazoa, Chordata, Mammalia, Carnivora, Felidae.
AUGUCUGAAAUCAGAUUUAGCAAUCUCACUUGGGAUCAAGUUAUAAUACUGGAUCAAGUGUUAGAUGAAGUAAUUCCAAUUCAUGGAAGGGGAAAUUUCCCCACAUUGGAGGUAAAACCAAAAGAUAUCAUUCAUGUUGUGAAAGACCAAUUGAUAGAGCAAGGAAUUAUUGUUAAAGAUUCCCGAUUGAAUGGUUCCACAGCAAGUUAUAUACUCGCAAGCCACAGUGGAAUCAGCUAUAAGGAUCUUGAUGUUAUUUUUGGUGUUGAAUUACCAAGUGAUCAGGAAUUUCAAGUUGUUAAGGAUGCAGUUCUAGGUUGUCUACUGGACUUUUUACCAAAAGGUGUGAAAAAGGAAAAGAUCACCCUAAAGACCAUGAAAGAGGCUUAUGUGCAGAAGAUGGUCAAAGUUUGCAAUAUGCAUGAUCGUUGGAGUCUCAUUUCUCUUUCAAACAACACUGGAAAAAAUGUAGAGCUAAAAUUUGUGAAUUCACUCAGACGACAAUUUGAAUUUAGUGUUGAUUCCUUUCAAAUUGUUUUGGAUCCCAUGUUAGAAUUUUACAGUGACAAAAAUGCUAGGCUAACCAAAGAAUAUUAUCCUGUUGUGAUAGCUGAAAGCAUGUAUGGAGACUUCCAAGAAGCAAUGACACAUUUGCAAUACAAGCUUAUAUCUACUAGAAAACCUGAAGAGAUUAGAGGUGGUGGCCUUCUGAAGUACAGCAACUUGCUGGUUCGUGAUUUUAAACCAGCUUGUGAAGCAGAAAUCAAGACACUGGAACGUUACAUGUGUUCUAGAUUCUUCAUUGAUUUUCCUGAUGUAGUAGAACAGCAAAAGAAGAUUGAAUCGUACCUCCGUAACCAUUUCAUAGGUGAAGAAAAUAGCAAAUAUGACUACCUUAUGACCUUGCGUGGAGUUGUGAAUGAAAGCACUGUUUGCCUUAUGGGUCAUGAAAGAAGGCAGACACUCAAUAUGAUCACCCUUAUGGCUUUAAAAGUACUUGGAGAACAGAAUAUUUUACCCAAUACAGACAAUGUAACUUGCUUUUAUCAGCCUGCUCCAUACUUUGCUGCUGAGGGAGGGUAUCCUAAUUAUUAUGUAACAUCUGGACCACCACCGAUUUUUUUCCAACCAUACCAACCACUGCACUUUCAUGUGCCAAAUGGUAUGGUCUAA